ACAUGGCCGUAUGGCACGGUGACAGCGGCUGUUUCGAAAUCACGACACAAAACAAUUUAGAAAGCUUAAUAUCGGAAACUUUUACGCCUGAAAACAAUAGUGAUAAAACAUGUUACUCGUUUAGAAAAGAAUUUGGAAGUUUAACUGACCAUGUUCGCGUGAAAAACGAAGCGAUAAGUGCGUCGUCGGAAAGUGAAGUAAUUCAGAAUAAUAGGACUAAGAACGUAUUUGGAGAUGUACCGAGCAGUAGUGAGAAAUUACAAGAUGUGCCAAAGCAAGAAGUUGAAUCAAAACCAGUCAAUGAUAGCAAUAAAAGGAAGGUGGAAUACAAUAAUUCGAGGUAUAACUGUGAAUUUGAAGGUUGCCAGAGAACCUAUAGCACUUCUGGCAACCUACGCACCCAUAUGAAAACACAUAAAGGGGAAUACAGGUUCAUAUGCCCCAUGGAAUCAUGUGGCAAAGCAUUUCUCACAUCUUACAGUCUGAAAAUCCAUGUGCGGGCGCACACAAAAACCAAACCUUUUGCCUGUGAUAUUGACUUAUGUGAUAAAGCUUUCAACACAUUGUACAGGUUAAGGGCGCAUCAAAGACUACACAGCGGUGAUACGUUUAAUUGCAAAGCGCCUGGGUGCUCGAAAUUCUUUACAACUUUAAGCGACCUGAAAAAACACAUUCGCACACAUACACAGGAGCGCCCUUAUAAAUGUAUAACAGACGGCUGCGGUAAAUCAUUCACCGCUUCGCAUCACCUCAAAGCGCACGCGCGCACGCACUCCGGCUCACGACCGCACGCGUGCGCCGCGAGCGGUUGCGGAAAGCUGUUCUCCACUGCGACCAGCUUACGGGCGCACGUUAGGAAACAUCAGAUCGAAGCCGAGACGCCGACUGUAGAGGUCAUUGAGAACGAACCGACGAAACCCGAUAAUGACGUCAUGAUAUGGGACAGCCUGCUCGAGUCCUUUGGUAGGAUCACCACGGAGUCCAACUCCACUGACGGCAGUCUCGAAGAUAUCACCAGUGUCAACCCCCUCUCUAACAAUAACAUGGACAUAACAGAAUUGCUUUUCGAUAACGCAACUAACAACACUAAAUUCGAUGAGACUAACAACAUAGCUGUAGAUUACGACUUGAGUAGCCUAGAGGUGCUUUCCCCCUUUAACGUCGAGAAAAUUGUCAAAAAAGACAACACUGACAACACAUGGGUCGUCGAUGAUGUGAAUAACAUACAACCGAUUCCAUUGCCCACUCCUAAAAUGGAAAUAGAAUCCAAAGCCAUACAAUUAGCUCUGGCCAAUGAAAUCGAAAUACAAGCGCCUUGGAUCGAUGUUACAGCCUUAGCGUCUUCCAUACAAGAAACCCCAGUUAGCAUCAAAGAAAAUGUCCCAGAGAGCAUAUUUACUCUCGCAACAUUUGUUCCGACACAUAUGCAAAGUUACAUAGACCUGAACACUGAUGCCGUGCCGACAGCUAAUCUUAUGACCCAAAGUUCCUUCCAUUUAGAUACACCGAAUAUUUUAGAUGUCAGCGAUAAAGUUUUCAAUGACAGCGAACUAGUAACGAAUCAUGAUACUAAGAUCGAUACGGAUAUUGAUUUUUUGAAAAGUAACAUCGAAAUUUUAGACGACAGGUCACUAAAUACACCUCCCCCGAAUAAAGUGCAGCACAACAUUGAAAUCAAUCCAGCUAAUUCCGUUCUAUUUAACACAGAUUUGGCACUCGAGGACACCUUGUUAUUUGAUAACGAGCCCCCUUCUGAUAUGUAUGUUGUAAAAACUGAGAACGUUUUCGGUAAGAAAGCUAAAAAUCCUUUAGAACAACUGGCGGCAGAUGCCGGCAUCUGCUCUUGCAACGAUUGUAAGUGCGGGCCGAAUAGUGGGGAGUGUAGAAACUGCCAGAACCACGAGUUGCCCGAACCUAUAGGGUGUGGAGACGACAAAUGUUCCUGCGGUGCCGACUGCGAGUGUGACCACGCGGAGAUGAAGUGCGCCGUGGGCUGCGGGCGCGCCACGGAUACAAACCACAACACCUUCUUGCACUAUCACAAAAGACAUAACAACUCCAACCUUGAGGAGUUCGGCGUCUACACCCACGAAUGUGAUGACUCCUUACGUGGAAUAAUUGAAAAUAUAAAGUGUCCUUGCAGCGGCACAGAUAAAUGUCCUAGGGAAUGUGGAGAGGACAAGGGCUGUUCGAAACCAGACGCGAGUCGUAGCUCCCACAAAAAGUCAUGCUGUGUCACAAUAUGCUUUAAAAAACUGGAUGCGUUCAAACAGUUUUUGAAUGAUCCCAAUGUGUUGAAUGCUAUCAAAGUGAACAAUUUAAAUUUGACAACUAGCUUCUAACGCUGCUUACCAUUAAUUUAUUUUGCAUUUAAUUUUGUACAAAGCGAAGGAAAGUGAUGUUUGUCUCUCCAAACCAACGACCUUUACUACACAGUACACACUAUUCUCUAGAGAGAAGGUUAGUAUUGGACUCUCUCUGUAAUGUAAUCCUAUACAAAUGACAAAGACAAAAAGUCAGUGGGCGUUAACCAUUUUGACUGACCAACCAAACACAAACAGAUCUAUGUUUUCGGAUUGAAUUUUUUGAAAACAUGGUUCUGUAGAGUAUUACAGAAAACAUAGGAUCGUUUGAGGUUGGUUGGUUACUCAAAAUGGUUUACGCCCACUGACUUUUCAUCUUUGUCAUUUGUAUGGGAUUAAGUAAGAGAGAGAUUACAGUCUGACAAGGCUCCUUUGGCCCUUGAGUGAAUGCGCAGUUGUUGCUUUAUGCCGACACAGCGAACUAUCAACAAGUGCACUUCUCUAGAUGGCGGUUUUAGUUCCGAUUUUGGCCACGCGCCAAAAGAGCCUUGUCGGACUGUUUAUUAUUAUACUAACUUCUCUCCAUAGGUAGAGUAUAAAUGGGUCAUUCCGAACAAAGAUAAAUAUGUCAAAAUAAAUAAUUAGUCUUAUGAAACUGUUGAUCAUGUUAUAACCUAGAGAGUUGCAGCCUGCAAUUUUUUUUUCGUUCUGAAUGACCUGUCUACUGUGUGUAGUGCAUAAAAGUAGUUUCUCAAACCCUUUAUUGUCCGAACUUUUAUAGUAGACCAUUCUCUUUUUUUUUAUUCACUUGACUAUAAUAAUUCAAUGAGUAGAUUGGUAUUUUUUUUUGACUACCAUUAUUAUAUUUUAAUUUUUAACAUGAAGUUUAAUACUGUUACUUAUUUAUGCAAGGUGCUAUUUAUUGUUUUACUUAUAUUAAGCUUAAAUUCUUUUUAUUUAUGUAAUUCUAGAGUAUAUAAUAUUUAUUUAUACACAAAUGAAUAUUUAUGAUUACCAUUACAAUAAAGUGCAAUAAUUAUUUUAAAAGAAAUUUUGAUAAUAACAAUAAUAUACUUAUUGAACAUUGUUUUAAGUAAAUAUUGAUUGUUACAUAGGUUUAAUAAUAAUAGUGUAAAAAAUAUGAUCACAACAAAGUACUUUCAGAAGUAACUAUAUCCAAAGAAUUAGUAUUUUGUACUAGGUUUAGGUUACAAAAUGCCAUACAUAAUAUUGAAAUUGUUAUUCCUUUGAAACUUAGUUGAACAUUGGUUAGAACUUACAAGACAGAUUAAGUACUUAGUAAAGUGUGAUAUUAUGUAAAAAAGAUACUCUUUGUGCCUUAAUCAUUGCCUUAUGUUAUAAUAUACAACAAUGAAACAAAUGUUACAAAAUGUAAUAAAAGAAAUUUAUGUUAUGUUAAUGUUUGCCAAUUGAAUUUUAAAUGUUUUUUGAAAACAUGUUUGUGAUUGGUUGAUGCCUCAAAAUGGUUCACACCCACUGAGAUUUUUGGCUCUGUCAUUUGUAUGGAAUCACUUGAGAGAGCGCUAUUACUUCUUUCCAUGGAUAGAGUAUACCUACUGGUAUUAUGAUAAUAUAUAAGUAAUAAGUAGUAACAAAAGCCAUGCCACAACUAAAUAAAUAUAGAUAUAUAUAUAAUAUUUAUUUACAUAUUUUGGUGCUAUUUUAUAAUCAUAACACAAAUAAGAAUCAAGUGCCUUCAAUAUUGUUCAUCUUAAGUACUUACCAGUAUAGAAUUUUUGAGCUUGUACAAAUUGUUAAAAUGUAAUGAGAUUAUACUUUAUUUAUACUGUUAUAAUAAUAUAUACCUAAGCAAUAAUAAAAUGCUGUAAUUUCUAGUCCAUGUAACAAAUAAAAAGCUUUUAGAUAUUGA
This is a messenger RNA of Maniola jurtina (meadow brown), 4194 nucleotides long. RefSeq lists its product as uncharacterized. Gene Ontology annotation, molecular function: DNA-binding transcription activator activity, RNA polymerase II-specific; RNA polymerase II cis-regulatory region sequence-specific DNA binding. Gene Ontology annotation, cellular component: nucleus. The record is from RefSeq and is a predicted model, not a curated record. Lineage: Eukaryota; Metazoa; Arthropoda; Insecta; Lepidoptera; Nymphalidae. The transcript has 6 exons. The coding region runs from base 3 to 2342 and encodes 779 amino acids. Gene Ontology annotation, biological process: central nervous system development; positive regulation of transcription by RNA polymerase II.